UGCUGCUGUCAAAUUUGAAUUUAAUCCGUUAAUUUCAAAGUUGUUUUUUAUAUUUUUAUUAUAAUAAAUUGAGAAAAUAACAAUGGAAAACAACUUUAAGACACCUUCUAAAAAGAAAACGUUACAUAAGGAUAGUGUUAAAAUACCUGCUUCGCCGUUUUUAAAGAAAAUAGGGUUUGGAACUGGUGUUGCUGUCUAUGAAUUACAACGUUCUCCAAUAUCUAAUAUAGUGCAAUCUCCAUGGGCCAUUAAAAAGUUAAUUAGACGAAACAUCAGGAAUCCUGAAUUAAACGCCAGAUUGUUGGACGAAGCUGAAAUUUUAAAAAAGUUGUCCCAUCCAAAUGUUGUUGGAUUUCGGGCUUUUGUCAAAGAUUCCAAUGGUGGAAAUAUCUUAGCAAUGGAAGAGUGCCAAUCAUGUUUGGGAGAUAUGAUUGAAAACCGAAGAGACAAUGAGUUACCACCAUACAGUGCUAAAUUGAUUAAACAAGUUGCAAAGGAUACUUCAAAUGCAUUAAAUUACUUACACGACACAGCUCUUUUGUUACACUGUGACAUAAAAUCGUACAACAUCCUUAUAAAGGGAGAUUUUGCUGUAUGUAAACUAUGUGACUUUGGUGUAUGUUUACCAUUGACAAAAAAUGGGGAGUUGGAUGAAUCCAAAGCAGGGAAAGAUAUUGAAUACACAGGCACACCUGCAUGGUUCUCUCCAGAAGUGUUAGAUUACCCUCCAAAUAUUACAAUUAAAGCGGAUAUUUUUGCUUAUGGUUUAGUUAUUUGGGAAAUGAUAGCCCUUAUGCCACCUGUUGAUAAUGAUUUUGGGGACAGCAUAGAUGAAUCUACAGACAGUGUUGAAGUAAGUUGUAGUCGUAAAAGACCACCCUUGCCCGAUAAUGUUGAGUUAGGCAAGGAGUAUGACUUUAUUUUGCAAACUUAUUUUUGCUGCACUGAAGAUGAUCCUAAAUUUAGACCUAAGGCUGCAACUUUGCUCCAAAUGUUUGAGCAAGUAGACAGAGAAUAAGUUUUAAAUUUAGUUUUUAUUUGGGUACUUUUUAAGUUUUGUUAAUAUGACUUCUUCUGUAAUCUUGGCCUUUAGUCUGUGCACCCAAUCUUACGAUUUUUGUUUCCUUGUCUCAUUAAAUCAAAAACAAUAGGGCAUAUAACAAAACUUUCUUUGACAGUAACAAAAUGGUUCCCAUGUAUCCUCAUCCUUAAGUCUUUUGCUGCAGCAUGAGAAACCCAACUAAAAAUAAAUAAUUUUUUUGGGUAAAAAGUGAUCACAUAUUUUGCUUUUUCACAUUGAAUCCUGUAAAAUAAAAAAAUGCAAUGUAUUGUUCUUCCCUUUAAAGUGAUUUAAGCAUGCAGAGUUUAGUAUUUAUGUGGUCAUUAAAACUAAAGCUAUAAUAU
Brassicogethes aeneus is the source of this 1404-nucleotide messenger RNA. Lineage: Eukaryota; Metazoa; Arthropoda; Insecta; Coleoptera; Nitidulidae. The record is from the annotation of a GenBank genome assembly.